Messenger RNA from Lactuca sativa (garden lettuce), 733 nucleotides. It is a transcript of the gene FHIT, whose product is annotated as FRAGILE HISTIDINE TRIAD. The record is from RefSeq and is a predicted model, not a curated record. NCBI's taxonomy places the organism in Eukaryota, Viridiplantae, Streptophyta, Magnoliopsida, Asterales, Asteraceae. Gene Ontology annotation, molecular function: catalytic activity.
AAACAGAAAAAGUUGGUUGAAUAGCAUUAUUUUACAUAUACUCGAUCACCUCCUACCCGCCUUCUACUUCAACUUCCAAUUCCUCCGUCAAACUCCAGCCACCACUGCGGAUUAUCGUUUCCAAAUUGCAAGAUCUUCAUCCUGUCACUUGAAAAAUAACAUCAGAAUUAAAGCAGUUAAAAUGGCCGAUUAUACUUUCGGACCUCACAAAAUCGAUCACAACGACGUCUUCUACACCACAGAUCUUCUUUACGCUUUUGUGAAUCUACGCCCUGUUCUUCCUGGUCAUGUGUUGGUAUGCCCAAAGCGCGAAGUAAAGCGAUUUGGUGAGCUUACGACAGAGGAGACUAGUGAGAUGUGGAUUACAGCUAAGAGAAUUGGUAAUAUGCUCGAGAAUUAUCACAAAGCAUCUUCUCUCACCUUUACAAUCCAAGAUGGCCCACAAGCAGGACAAUCUGUUCCACAUGUUCAUAUACAUAUCGUCCCUCGAAAAGUUGGAGACUUUGAGAAUAACGAUGAUAUAUAUGAUGCUAUCGAUGAGUCGGAUAAGAAUUUGAAGAAAAAACUAGACUUGGACAAGGAGCGGAAGGAUAGAAGCUCGGAGGAGAGGGUUCAAGAGGCAGAAGAAUACAGAAAGCUUCUGUCAUUCGAGCCAGAAUCAUAAUAUUGUUAAAACUCUUUUGUAUAUUUAUGUAUGUAUUUGGAAUAAUUCAUAAUAAAUAUGAUUGUUGCA